GGAACCUGUCGCGCGGGCCGGGAGCAGUACUUCUUCCUGUAAGGGCCUCACUGUACGGCGGACUUCUCCUUCCGCUCCUGCGACUCGCGGGACGGUGAGGAGCAAGCGGAAGGUGCACACGGGCGCCGAGGCCCGAGGUGACCGGCUGGAGCUGGGCGGCGAGGCCACCGGCGUAGCCAUGUCGCUGUGGGGGCAGCCGCUGCAGGCCUCGCUGCCCCCGGCUGUGCAGCCUCCUCCGACCGCGCCCUCGGGGCCUCCGAGCGCCCCUCCAGCCGGCGCAACCCUCAACCGCCUGCCGGAGCCGCUGCUGCGGAGGCUCAGUGAGAGCUUGGACCGCGCGCCCGAGGGCCGGGGCUGGAGGCAGCUGGCGGAGCUGGCGGGCAGUCGGGGACGCCUCAGGCUUAGUUGCCUAGACCUGGAGCAGUGUUCUCUUAAGGUACUGGAGCCAGAAGGAAGCCCAAGCUUGUGUUUACUGAAACUAAUGGGUGAAAAAGGAUGUACAGUCACAGAAUUGAACGACUUCCUACAGGCUUUGGAGCACACUGAGGUUCUUCAGCUUCUCAACCCCCCAGGAUUAAAGAUCACUGUAAACCCAGAAUCAAAGGCAGUUUUGGCUGGACAGUUUGUAAAACUGUGUUGCCGGGCAACUGGACAUCCCUUUGUACAAUAUCAAUGGUUCAAAAUGAAUAAGGAGAUCCCAUAUGGAAAUUCAUCAGAACUUAUUUUUAACGCAGUGCAUGUAAAAGAUGCAGGCUUUUAUGUCUGCCGAGUUAACAACAGUUCCACCUUUGAAUUUAGCGAGUGGUCACAGCUAGAUGUCUGUGAUGUGACAGAAGUAACAGAAAGCUUCCAGGGAAGUGUGGAUGGUGUCUCAGAAUCCAAGUUGCAAAUCUGUGUUGAACCAAGGUCCCAAAAGCUGAUGCCAGGCAGCACAUUGGUUUUACAGUGUGUUGCUAUUGGAAGCCCUAUGCCUCACUACCAGUGGUUUAAAAAUGAAUCACCAUUAACACAUGAAACAAAAAAGCAUUACGUGGUUCCAUAUGUGGAUCUAGAACAUGAAGGAACCUACUGGUGCCAUGUCUACAAUGAUCACGACAGUCAAGAUAGUAAGAAGGUAGAAAUCAUCAUAGGAAGAACAGAUGAGGCAGUGGAGUGCACCGAAGAUGAAUUAAAUAAUUUUGGGCGUCCUGAUAACAAAGAAGAAACAACUGAUCAGCCUUUGGCAAAGGACAAGGUUGCUCUUUUGAUAGGAAAUAUGAAUUACUGGGAGCACCCCAAACUUAAAGCUCCUUUGGUAGAUGUGUAUGAAUUGACCAACUUAUUAAGGCAACUAGAUUUCAAAGUUGUUUCAUUGUUGGAUCUUACUGAAUAUGAGAUGUGCAAUGCCGUGGAUGAAUUUUUACUACUUUUAGACAAAGGAGUAUAUGGGUUGUUAUAUUAUGCAGGACACGGUUAUGAGAACUUUGGAAACAGUUUUAUGGUCCCUGUUGAUGCUCCAAAUCCAUAUAGGUCUGAAAAUUGCCUGUGUGUACAAAACAUACUGAAAUUAAUGCAAGAAAAGGAAACUGGACUCAAUGUGUUCCUGUUGGAUAUGUGUCGGAAAAGAAAUGACUAUGAUGAUACCAUUCCAAUCUUGGAUGCACUGAAAGUCACUGCCAAUAUUGUGUUUGGAUACGCCACGUGCCAAGGAGCAGAAGCUUUUGAAAUCCAGCAUUCUGGAUUGGCAAAUGGGAUUUUUAUGAAAUUUUUAAAAGAUAGAUUAUUAGAAGACAAGAAAAUUACUGUGUUACUGGAUGAAGUUGCAGAAGAUAUGGGUAAAUGUCACCUUACCAAAGGCAAACAAGCUCUAGAAAUUCGAAGCAGCUUGUCUGAAAAGAGAGCACUUACUGAUCCAAUCCAGGGGACAGCUUGCUCUGCAGAGUCUCUAGUGCGGAAUCUACAGUGGGCCAAGGCUCAUGAGCUUCCAGAAAGUAUGUGCCUUAAAUUUCAAUGUGGUGUUCAUAUUCAAUUAGGAUUUGCCGCAGAGUUCUCGAAUGUCAUGAUAAUCUACACAAGUAUAAUCCACAAACCACCUGAGAUAAUAAUGUGUGAUGCCUAUGUUACCGAUUUCCCACUUGACCUAGAUAUUGAUCCAAAACAUGCAAAUAAAGGGACUCCUGAAGAAACUGGCAGCUAUUUAGUGUCAAAAGAGCUCCCCAAGCAUUGCCUCUAUACUAGACUCAGUUCACUACAAAAAUUGAAGGAACACCUGAUCUUCACAGUAUGUUUGUCAUAUCAGUAUUCAGGACUGGAGGACACUGUGGAGGAGAAGCAGGAAGUGAAUGUUGGGAAGCCUCUUAUUGCCAAGUUAGACAUGCAUCGAGGAUUGGGCAGGAAGACUUGCUUCCAAGCUUGCCGUAUGCCUGAUGAGCCUUAUCACAGCUCCACACCUACCACAGGGGGAGCAGGCCAUUUUCAUUCGUCUCAGGACUCGUUCCAUGGUGUGUACCAUUCACAUCUUGGUAACUCAGACAGUGAUAUGCCACCAGACAGGUGUCACUGCAGCCGGACUCCACAUGCCUUUAUUUCAGGUUAUCCCACCCACCAGUACUCCUGCCAGCUUGGUAGGAGUAAUGUGCCAGUAGAGACAACCGAUGAAGUACCAUUCAGUUUCUCUGACAGGCUUAGGAUUUCUGAAAACUGACCUUCAUGUGUUUGAAAAUUAGAAUAAUUACAGUGCUUUCACAUGAAAUAGCACUUUUAUAAAAUGAGGUAAAAAAGCAAACAUAUGUAUAGAAGGAAAACUGGCAACAACUGUCUAUAGUAGGCUCUCAAGAGUGGGAGGUACUAGAAUUACAUUAUUUAAGUUGGGUGGUGGUAGCAACACACUUUUAAUCCGAGCACUCAGGAGGCAGGGGCAGAUGGAUCUGAGUUUGAGGCCAGCCUGGUCUACAAAGUAGAAACCUUGUCUUUAAAAACCAAAAAAAGAAAAAAAAUUACAUUAUUUAAUCAGACUAUAUAUCUUGCUUUUGUCUCGUUUUAAGAGUUUGUGAAUUAAUUUGUUCUAUAAGAGUGAAAUAUGAGGCCUGUAAAUAUAGCUCAAUGAUACAGUACUCAACUAAUAUGUGGAAGGCCCUGGGAUUGAUCAUUACUGGAGGGGAAAAUAAAUUAUUUGAGUGUAUAAGUAUGUAUACCAAAUAUUUUCAUUUUGACUACUCAGAAAAGCAGUAUUAAUGGCAUUGCUAUAGAGUGAGUUAUUGUUGGCACCAGAAAAGAACCCUUUUUCUUUUUCAAAGUUAUUAUAUGUGUACAUGUGU
This is a messenger RNA of Chionomys nivalis (European snow vole), 3296 nucleotides long. It is a transcript of the gene Malt1, whose product is annotated as MALT1 paracaspase. The record is from RefSeq and is a predicted model, not a curated record. The transcript has 17 exons. The coding region runs from base 179 to 2683 and encodes 834 amino acids. Gene Ontology annotation, molecular function: cysteine-type endopeptidase activity. Gene Ontology annotation, biological process: proteolysis. NCBI's taxonomy places the organism in Eukaryota, Metazoa, Chordata, Mammalia, Rodentia, Cricetidae.